This is a messenger RNA of Lindgomyces ingoldianus, 660 nucleotides long. RefSeq lists its product as uncharacterized. The coding region runs from base 1 to 660 and encodes 219 amino acids. The transcript is spliced from 5 exons. The record is from RefSeq and is a predicted model, not a curated record. Lineage: Eukaryota; Fungi; Ascomycota; Dothideomycetes; Pleosporales; Lindgomycetaceae.
AUGGGAGACGAUAAGCGAAAAGUGCCCCAGGAGCAGUGUUCAGCUGGGAAACUCCCGAAAAAUUUGUCGAGUGACAAAACAAUCGAUAUUAAGCAACUAGGCUUUAUAGAUAUGCAUGUCAGCAGCUACGAGCUUACUCAUGAGUGCAACGACCUGGCAAAUUGGAUAGAUAAUGGGCUAUAUGUAACACGACACUCGUUGGAAGGGAAUCAUUUAAUUUACGGUGUAACGAGAGGACUUAACGACGAGGUUGUUGAGGGAAGCGGGAGGCGAUCUACAAUCUUGAGCGUGACGAGAAAUGUAAGAGUCGCACAAAGAGCACAUGAGUUGUUGGCAAUUAAAAUGAUAUUGGUGAAGAAUUACUUGGGUCCGACUUCUUUGCAUAAACCGAGUACCUCAUCUCGUGCUCCACUUACCUCACAAAACUUUGAAACGUAUAAGAAGCUAUGGUUUCAUGUUACCGUCCUCAAAACAAUACUUCCGCAAGUAAUGAAUACGGAAAGUCUGGACUUCUGUGUCUGUGAGAGGGUUCACGUCGAUACCGGCGAACCCUUCGUAAUAUUAUUUGUACUCUUUCCCCCUGAAUAUAAGACGAAGAGUAGCUGUACGAAAAGGCCGGAAGCUAACUGUAGCGGCAGACAAGGCGGAAUUCGAAUUUAA